GAGAGCGGGUGCGGUGCAAGGUCGCAUGUAUAUGCGAGAGAAAAGCGUGUUGGACAGGAGUAUGGGCACCUCACUGAAAGCUAUAAACCGUGAAUGCGCCCAACUUAAGAAGAAACACAGUCAACUCCAGGAACAAAAAAGUAACAGCAAUUUAUUAUUGGAGAAUGCCGUCGCCAAAAGAAUGGCUGGAAGUCGAUCAAACCUGUCGGCCGCUAGCAGUAUCCGACAGAUCAGGGCUCAAGCGUUUAUUAAACCGGAAGAGGAAGCGUCGGGUAGGGUCAGUAACAUCACGACCCCAACUCCUCACGCCUUGCCUCCAAAAAGAAUACAAAGCGAGAGGCCUGCCUCUAAAUCUGGACAAAGUGACAUAAAGGAAGACAAGCCCGGUCCAUCAGCGCGACCAGAGAGUCCGGUCAAAAAAACGACCUUCAAAGGCAAAGGGAAGGUGACCACGGUUCAGGAUCAGCCUCCAAGACAAGCCAGUGUGAAAGACACGGGCGAGCGGAAAGGGGAAGAGCACCAGCCAGCAGAACAAAGCCAUCGGCGAUCGUUGACCCCAGCGGACCUGAUCAAACAUGGGGUGAUCCCGAGCCAUCGUGGCUCCAUUAGGAGAGAGUCGAUCAGCGGCCAGAUGUUCUCCAGGGAAGAAAUGGAGGAACAGCAGAGAAUUCUGGAUCUGUUCAUACACCUGGUCGAAAAAGUAGACGACUACGUGUUCGAUCCAGCAGAGCUGUCGGCUAAAAUCAAGGAAAUGGCCAUUGAACGCAAGCAACACGGCGCAGCUCCGAUCAGUCGAGCCAGCAACUCGCAGCGCCACGCAGCCCUUCCUCACCUACAGAAGCUUCACGAGGAUCCAGCCCUGAUGAAGGAAUUGCAAUCUUUGCUGCACCAAAGAAGACAAUCUGUCGAUUUAGCCCGGAGAAGCAGCGUUAGUAAGACGGGUUCCUCGGGAACUUUACAUCAUCAUAACGCCAAGAGGAGGGUGUCCGGACUGGAAAUGCUCUCAGACAUUUUAGGCGCGUACAAAUCUCAGUAUAAAGAGGUCACUUUUGACCCUCUGGCCAUGCUUAAUUGUGGAUACCUUCGCCUUUCCAAAUCCAACGUCAGAGAAUUGGAACGACUGUGUCGGGAACAAGGUAUAGAUCCCGGAAUACACGCUCACACAGAUGUUGAAGACUUCCAGUUAUUUGACGACCAUGAAGAUUCGGAAGGAGAGUUGAGGGAGGCGGCUGUUUAAGUACACUUAUUAUCUGUGCAGUAUUCUCAUGUCACAUGCCAUACAAAAUGUCCAACACUACUACCUCGAUUGUUUGUCGUGCUUCCUUAUUAUUCGACACUUGAAAAUUUGGUAAUCAGCAAAACUCGAAUUUACUUUAUAA
Messenger RNA from Liolophura sinensis, 1379 nucleotides. RefSeq lists its product as uncharacterized. Lineage: Eukaryota; Metazoa; Mollusca; Polyplacophora; Chitonida; Chitonidae. Bases 26 to 1237 code for a protein of 403 amino acids. The record is from RefSeq and is a predicted model, not a curated record. The transcript is spliced from 5 exons.